AUGCUGGCUUUGCUGCAGGUCGCAGAGGAGCUCUCCGAGCAGCCCACCGUCGGCCGGACCUACUCGCCGCGGGUGAAGGAGCUCUCCGAGCAGCCCACCGUCGGCAGGACCUACUCGCCGCGGGUGAAGGAGGUCGAGCACCAGGACUGUGGCGGCUCCGCCGCGGCGGCGGUGCGCCUCGCGUGGGAGGAGGGUCUGACGCUGCUCCGCUCCAACAACGGCUCUGGCUACCAGGGCGUCCUCCGGGACUCCAACACGUACGGCCUAAAGAACCCUUUCCGGGUGCAAGUCCGGCGCGGAGGGCGACGUGUCACACUCGGCCGCUUCGCCUCCGCCGAGGAGGCGGCCCUCUGCUACGCCCGCUUCCACCCGAGCCAGGCAGUGGCGGUGCCGGGAGGGCUAGGGUCCGAGCCUCCGGUCGUCCCGCCGGAAGGGGCCGAGCCGCCGGUCGCGCCCAAGCCGCCGAAGCCUCCAAAGUGGUCGCGCCAGGUUUCCGAUCCGCCGUUGCCCGAGCGCGACGCGGCGACGACCGACCUGAAGCUGUGGGGCGGCGCUCACGCCGCCGGCUGGCGCGUCCGCGAGGCGUGGCCCAACGCGGCGAAGCACGGGCACUGGGCGUACAUCUCCCCGCCCGACUGCCCCCUCGCCGGCGCCGCGUACAGCUCGUGCGCCUCCGCCGCAGAGGCGUGGCUGAGGCGCGGCCAGCCGUCGGUGCAGAAGCCGCCGCCGCCGCCGCAGUUCACGGUGCGCGACGAGCCUUGGAGCAAGGAGGAGGACGAGAAGAUCCUUGCGCUGGUGCGCACGCACGGCCGCAAGUGGCGGCUGAUCGGCGCGGAGAUGCCCCACCGCAGCUGCGACGCGCUCCGCAACCGGUACGACCGGCUCUCGCUCUCCGACGGCCGCAAGGCGGAGCAGCAGCAGCAGCCGGCGGCGCAGCAGCCGGUGAGGAACGCGGUGGUGGAGGCGUUCGUGUCGCCGCCGCCGGCCAACAUGGCGCCGCCCCACCCGCGCAGCUUCGAGCGCGCCGCGGCCGCCGUCCUCUCGCCGCCGCAGCCCAGCACGAGCGAGCGCAAGGCCCUCCUCGACUGCCUCAACGCAUCUCCCGCAACCGCUCUGCCGCCCGCGCCGCCAUCCGCGCCGCCAUCCGCGCCGCCGUCCGCGCCACCGCCCGCGCCGCCUCCGCCCGCACAGCCCGCCGGCCACUGGCUGCUGGCCGCCGUGGCGACGCGCCAAGCGAGCGCGAGCGAGGAGGAGGAGGGGGCAGAGGCGGCGCCGGAGGAGGAGAAGGAGAAUGCGGCGCCGGAGGAGAAGCCGGCAGAGGAGAAGCCGGCGGAGGGGGAGGAGGAGGUGGGCGCUGCGCCGGAGGGACCGCCCCCCUGCAAGAAGCGGCGGGUGGCGGUCCCGGGGGAGGCCUCGUCGUCGGGCGAGCACACGCCCUCACCAAGCGCAAGGCUGCCCCCGGGCAGCCGCGGGAGCGACGGCCGCGGCGAGGCGGAACGGCGCGCGCAGCCCUUCCAGUCGCCGCCCCUCGCCGCCACCGGCUGCGGCAACAAGCGGACGAGCCGCAAUCCCGACGCCCUCCCGCCGACGCCAGAGGGCGGCGGACUAGCGCCCGCGGCGGCGGCGGCGGGGCUGACGUUCUCGAGCGAGGCGGAGCGGGCGGGCUACCAGCGGCAUUGCGCCCUGUGGCAGGAGCAGAGGUGCGCCUACAUGUCGCACGACGCCUAG
Emiliania huxleyi CCMP1516 is the source of this 1728-nucleotide messenger RNA. RefSeq lists its product as hypothetical. The transcript has 3 exons. The coding region runs from base 1 to 1728 and encodes 575 amino acids. NCBI's taxonomy places the organism in Eukaryota, Haptophyta, Isochrysidales, Noelaerhabdaceae. The record is from RefSeq and is a predicted model, not a curated record.